AUGUGGAAUCCAAACUUAAAUAACAGGCAAAUGGAAAAGCGCGUGGUAGUAGGGCGAGUACGGCCAACUUGGGCUAGGAACCUUCCAGAAACAAGAGAAGAUGACGACAAGAGUGAACAGGAGGGUGUCAUGCCUCACAGCGAUCCUCCCUCGCCCACUGAACAAUGGGAACAACAAGGAAAACAGGAGGAGAAAUAUGAUGUUUUUGGGAAGGUAAUGCUGCUCGGAGAUAGCGGUGUCGGAAAGACAUGCAUGCUCGUUCGCUUUCGGGACGGCACCUUCCUUGCCGGCAAUUACAUUUCCACCGUUGGAAUUGACUUCCGGAAUAAAGUAGUGACUGUGGAUGGUAUAAAGGUGAAGCUUCAAAUCUGGGACACCGCCGGACAAGAGCGCUUUCGUAGCGUAACACACGCAUACUACAGAGACGCACAUGCUCUCCUGCUUCUAUACGAUGUCACUAAUAAAACUAGUUUUGACAACAUACGAGCCUGGCUUGGUGAAAUACGUGAAUAUGCUCAAGACGACGUCGUCAUCAUGCUACUAGGAAACAAGUCGGACAGCGGGCUAGAGAGGGCCGUGAGGAGGGAGGAGGGGCAGCGUUUGGCGAGAGAGUACCAAGUCGCGUUCAUGGAAACGUCAGCGAAAACCGGCCUCAACGUCGAGGCCGCGUUCGCUCACGUAGCACGCGCUCUCGUCGCGAAAGCUAAUCCCGUCGACCCCUCGAGACUGGCCGUGCGCGCGCAACCGUCACAAGAGCAACGCUCCUCAUGUCCGCCAUGUUCG
Messenger RNA from Brenthis ino (lesser marbled fritillary), 783 nucleotides. NCBI's taxonomy places the organism in Eukaryota, Metazoa, Arthropoda, Insecta, Lepidoptera, Nymphalidae. The record is from the annotation of a GenBank genome assembly.